Molecule: messenger RNA, 1384 nt
Organism: Camellia sinensis
Lineage: Eukaryota; Viridiplantae; Streptophyta; Magnoliopsida; Ericales; Theaceae
Product: E3 ubiquitin-protein ligase MIEL1
Biological process (GO): ubiquitin-dependent protein catabolic process; protein ubiquitination
Cellular component (GO): nucleus
Molecular function (GO): zinc ion binding; ubiquitin protein ligase activity
Source: RefSeq, a predicted model, not a curated record
GUCCCAGUUUGAUGGCAUUUUCGCUUUGAUGCUUUACCAUAUCCCCAUCUUCCCAAAUCAUCCAAUUCUGUGCCUUCCAUCCCUCUCACCUCUCUUUCCAUUUGCUCCAAUUCAACAAUGGAAGGCUCUGCCAAUGAAAGACUUGAUUUUGGGAAGAUGGGUUAUGGAUGCAAGCAUUAUAGGAGAAGAUGCAAGAUUAGAGCUCCCUGCUGCAACGAAGUCUUCGAUUGUCGUCAUUGUCACAAUGAAUCCACGAGCACGUUGAGCAGCCCCUUUGAUCGGCACGAACUUGUUCGGACUGAUGUUAAGCAAGUUAUUUGCUCAGUUUGCGAUACAGAGCAGCCAGUGGUACGUGUCUGUACCAAUUGUGGAGUCAAUAUGGGAGAAUAUUUCUGCGAAGUGUGCAAAUUCUACGAUGAUGAUAUUGACAAAGGGCAGUUUCAUUGUGACGAUUGUGGGAUCUGCAGAGUUGGUGGUCGUGAGAAUUUUUUUCACUGCAAGAAGUGUGGAUCAUGCUAUGCAUUGGGUCUGCUUGAUAAUCACUUAUGUGUGGAAAACUCCAUGCGGCACCACUGUCCUAUAUGUUAUGAGUAUCUCUUUGACUCACUGAAAGACACCACUGUUAUGAAAUGUGGGCACACAAUGCACCGUGAAUGUUACCUUGAGAUGAUGAAGCAUGACAAAUAUUGCUGUCCCAUAUGCUCCAAAUCAGUUAUUGACAAGUUUAGAAGUUGGAAGAUUAUAGAAGAGGAGAUUGAAGCAACCGUCAUGCUCGAGGAUUUUCGGUAUAAGAAGGUUUGGAUUCUAUGUAAUGACUGUAAUGACACAACUGAAGUUUUCUUCCACAUAGUUGGGCAGAAAUGCAGCCACUGCAAAUCAUACAAUACACAGACAAUUGCACCUCCGAUCCUUCCUCAAUGAUUGGUUCAUGCUUCUGAGGCAACAUUUUGCUAGUGGCUGAGGAAGAAAUAGGGUGUGUUUCUAGGUGCAAUGAAAGCUAUUGCCAGAGCGAGAAAGAGGGGGGCAUUUCUAGCUGCAUCUUCAAACCCCCCCCCCCCCCCCCCCCCCCCCUUCAUUUUAUACGAUUAAAAGCCAUUGCAUUAUGAUUGAAACUGUAUUGUUUGUUUGCAUCCUUCACAAAAGUUUCUCACGUAUUCUUCCUUGAAACCCAUUGGAAUGACUGAGGGUUACUACUGUACACUUAAAUGUAGACUCUAAUAGGAAAGUGCGCGACUAUAGGAAGUGGUUCUGUUAUUCUGUUAAUCCUUCUUGUCAUGGUCUGUACUAUGUGGUUAUAAAAAUAUUGAUGCAUUGUGGUUUGUUGAUGAAAAUGUGAAGCAAUAUGAUAUGAUAUUGCACUCCAAUAAAUGUGUAUUUCUCUAAA